AUGUGCAGCGAGGUUGGGGGACAGGCUGGAACGCCUUCUCCACAAGUCCAGGGCCCAGACAUGAACUCCCAGCAGACACCGCAGGCUCGGAGGUUCCCCAUCGAGGCAGGCGACUGUCCCAGCUCAGCUGUGCCUCCCGAAACGCAGGAGCCGGUAGGCUCUGAGCGGUCUGUGGGAAGGCAGCUGCGGCGAUGCCCCGGCAGCCACUGCCUGACGCUGCCCAACGUCCCCAUUGACGUCUUCAUCGCCAUGGGAGGGAGCGGCAGGCCUCGCACCACCUAA
Haliaeetus leucocephalus (bald eagle) is the source of this 282-nucleotide messenger RNA. RefSeq names its product family with sequence similarity 229, member A (gene FAM229A). The coding region runs from base 1 to 282 and encodes 93 amino acids. The transcript has 3 exons. Lineage: Eukaryota; Metazoa; Chordata; Aves; Accipitriformes; Accipitridae. The record is from RefSeq and is a predicted model, not a curated record.